Molecule: messenger RNA, 912 nt
Organism: Hypanus sabinus (Atlantic stingray)
Lineage: Eukaryota; Metazoa; Chordata; Chondrichthyes; Myliobatiformes; Dasyatidae
Exons: 8
Coding region: 1-912 (303 amino acids)
Source: RefSeq, a predicted model, not a curated record
AUGGAUCAAGGUGCGAGCAGUGGAGGAGCUCCAGUGACGUCAACAUCAGGAAAUGACACGGAGCAGCAAAUACUGAAAACUCCUGUACACAAAAUGGAUCAAGGUGCGAGCAGUGGAGGAGCUCCAGUGACGUCAACAUCAGGAAAUGACACGGAGCAGCAGAAACUGAAAACUCCUCUCCACAAAAUGGAUCAAGGUGCGAGCAGUGGAGGAGUUCCAGUGACGUCAACAUCGGGAAAGGACACGGUUCCAGGCACAGCAAUCACCGAGCUCCUGGCAAGCUGGAAUGACUUCCAGCUGCUGCAGUUAACAGACUUUUACCGGGAAAGGCUGGAGCAGGCGAUGGAAGGAGGGGUGCACGGAGUGAGCCUGGCGUUAACGGCCGAGAAUCAGUUCAGCGGAGAGGAACAUCGGAAAAUCUCUGAUCUCGCUGAUAAGGGAGAGCGGGCGGACAGUUCUAAACUCCUCCUGAGCCUGGUGAUGGAGAAAGGCUCCCGCGCCCGGAGGGUGAUGUGGGAAACCUUUGUGAAAAUGCGUAUUGGUGUCCCAAAGUUUGACAAAAUACUGAAAGAAAUACAGGAACAUGGUUGUGUUCCGGUCCAUCGACCCGUACCGGAGAUUCCCAGUGAGCUGAAAGCUGUUCAACAGAAACACAAGGAGACUCUGCGGGCACAAACUGAAACACUGAGAGUGAACACGAUCCUGAUGACGGAGAAGGUGAAGGUUUUCCAGCUGGUUGAUCGAUACGCUGAGCUCUCGGUCAUUUCUACUGUUCGAGAUCGGAGACUGGUGGAACAUGAGCUGCUGGCAAGAGGCAGAGACCACGAGGAGUGUAGAGAGAAACAUCUCCGCAGAGAGCUGGAAAAAAUCAGGACUGAUCAAUGGCAGAAAUAUUACGAAACUCCUCACUGA